AUGGAUCGGGCGGUGCUAGAGACCAAUCCCACACCACGGGAUUGGCUGAACCAGAGCCUCAAGGUCGAACCGGGUUUCACAUCAACUGCAAGAAGAGUUGUUUGUGGCAGCAACAGCGGAAGCGCAUCAGCUUACUUCUCUUCCACAACAACGUCGGCUGCACAUUUUGAAGGUGGUGAUGAUGGUGGAGGGGUCGGUGAUUACACAGGCUUCCCUUUACCGCGAUUGGGAAACUCAAUUCCUCAUCAGCCCUUUCCCUGUCACCAUCACGCAUUUGGACCUCCACCUCCGCCAUUACCGCCGCCACCUUCUUCUGUUGUGCCUGUGCCUACUACUCCUCUACCACCACCAUCAGAGUGCAGUGGAACUUUAACAAGAACACAUGCAAUGCAUUCUUUGUUUGAGAGCUACACCUUUGAGAGUGGAACCACAAGACAACACACUAGUGUACGAAUGGACCAUCACAUACUACCUCCACCACCACCAUUACCACCCCAACAGCAACAACAACAACCACCGUCAGCUUCUCAUAAUCAUUCUAAGACCAAUGGACGAUGCCGCAAAGAAUCAGGCUCGUCAACUGAAGAUGGAGAGAAGACAACAUCAGAGGUGGAGGGAGGCGGUGGAGGAGGAGGUGGUACAGGAGUAGUUUCACGAGCCUCCUACAUGUGUCGCAAGUGCAAGGCUCAUGGUCAAGCGGUGCCAGUUAAGAGGCACAAAAGAGCCUGUCCCUACCUCCAGUGCCGGUGCUUGAAGUGCAGACUGGUGGAUCAGGGCAGAAAAGUUGUUGCUAGACAAAUAGCCCUCUACCGAGAUCAAAAAGGUCAUUCAGGUGGCUCCGGUGGCUCCACCGGCACCACCCACUCUCGUGCAACUCGUGAUGACUCCUCACGUCCUCGAUUAUCCAGUCUCCGUUCUAAUCCCCUCAUUCAAUUGCCUCUGCCACGAGAGUUGCGGAUAGAUGGAGCUCGAAUGCUUCCUUCUCUUAUGGCUCCCGGUGUCAAGGUUAGCGGGCAGGCGCUGAUUGGUGGGAGGACGGUAGCAGGUCCGCAUUGUCGUCGAUGCCGAAACCACAAUGUUGCAGUGACAUGGAAAGGCCACAAGAAGUCUUGCCCUUAUAGAAACUGUCCCUGUGACCCCUGUCGACUGAUUAAUGUGAGGAAGGAUACGGAGAAAACCCUACGAGAUAUGGCUGGGAUCGAGGAGAAGUCGGUACUACCGACGGCAUUGCUGGCAGAAGAGUCGACAACCACUGCAACGGCUACAACAAUGAGCAAUUUCUUUCCUUAUCUUAUGCCAGUCAAUAACGCCUCACAAUCGGCGGAAAUGCCAGAACCUUCAUCGGUCACUGCAGAAUCUGCCCUCUGGAAUGAAACUGUCUUUCCACACCGUCCUACCAAAAGGGCACGCUCUCUACAGGACUUAAAUGCUCAUUUAUCCGUCUCAGAAGCUCAUGUUAAUGGAUCCACGGCAAAUCAAGGUGGAGCAGUUGAACAGACUCGAAUUGGGUCUCUAGAAGGUGCUAGAAAUAUAGAGGCGUCAGGGAAUAGUAGCACCAGCAGUAAUGGCACUGUUGCAGCUGCAAGUGUUGCUACUAACAAUGCAAGUAGUACAGUUGAACAAUAUCAUCGAAGUGCAAAUUACGAUGUUUAUUAUGAGGAAAAGACACCGCGGCCAGUUCUUCCCUUUUGGCAGAGUUUUAGUCACUUUGAAGAAAAGUCUACAAUUCCAGGACAAGGUUACAUAGGAGGUUAUUAUGGUCUUGAAAACGGCAGAGUUUUUCAUGGCAACAGUCAAGGUCAUCACAUGUACAGCCCUGAAAGGGUGUCUGCAGUGGCAGCGGCUGCGGCAGCGGCUGCUGCAAUGGUCGCUAUGACACCUCCAAUAAAUGGGGCCUAUCAACAACCAUGUUAUCCUCCUCAAGGCCGCCCAGGGGGCCUUUGUCAUCCUCUGCCCUCUCAACAUUCCGAUCACCUGGGGUACACUCCUCCAGAGGAUUUCAACUCUCCAAAUACAUAUCAGAGUCGAUUCUCAAUUGAAAGGGGUCGUGGAGAUGAUUAUUGCAGUGGGGGUGGGGGAGGUGGUGGCAGUGGAGCUGGAGGAGUCGGAGGAAAUAAUGGCGGCUGGGGUGCAUACAGAUACCCAUACAUGGUGAGAGGUCUUCCAUUUCAUCCUGGCGACCCAAUAGAAGCAGACUUCACAAUUCCGAGUGGUCAAAGGCAUGCAAAAACUGGAGGCGCAAUGACGUCCAAGGUCGUCGAUGACUCGUUGUACACAAGACCUGUGGCUCACGUGUGGCGAAGUCAAUUACAUCAUUUGAGUAUCUCCCAAUUAAGACCCGAAGACACGGAGGAGGUAAAGGCCUUCCAACAGAUUGAUUGCGAGAACAAAAUGGAGUGUACAAACGACAUCAAACAAGAUGCUCAUGAGAGUGAGCCCCCUGUCCAAUCAGCCAAUCAGGCGAUAGCAAUUAGGAACGCCAUGGACGCAAGUCAACGAGCAGGCGUCUUUCGGGAAGAAAUUUCCACCUCAAGCAGUAAUCAACCCCCUCCACCGUCAACCCAACAGCAGCUGCAGGAGCAGCAGCAACAGCAACAGCGUCAGCAAGCAGAGGUCAUUUUUGAAGCAAAUCCGGGUUCCACAACUGAACGAAGAGGACCAUAUCCUGCGUUUGAAUCGACAACCAAUGUCUCCCCUUUUACGAUCGAUGAGACACAUUCACAACCAUUCCCUGCUGUAGGCGCAGAGACAUGA
Messenger RNA from Hydatigera taeniaeformis, 2754 nucleotides. NCBI's taxonomy places the organism in Eukaryota, Metazoa, Platyhelminthes, Cestoda, Cyclophyllidea, Taeniidae. The record is from the annotation of a GenBank genome assembly.